AUGUCCAUAUGCAGUCUCGCAAAGGCCAAAUCCUGUGUCGUAAAGGCAUUCAGCGGAUGGAACAUGGUUUCCUAUAACAGAUAUAAAGCAUGCUUUCAAAGGAUCACCCAUCAUCGUUGA
Acaulospora colombiana is the source of this 120-nucleotide messenger RNA. NCBI's taxonomy places the organism in Eukaryota, Fungi, Glomeromycota, Glomeromycetes, Diversisporales, Acaulosporaceae. The record is from the annotation of a GenBank genome assembly.